CCAAAUUCUUUCAAAGAUUCUUCCGGGCAAAGCCGUUACACAUGAAAUAAUGGCCCCUAUCCGAUCUACCAAGCAACAGACAAACCGCACGAAGAAAUCUGCGGGAAGCGCGGUUUCCAAACCCUCGGUGUUCGGCGAUGAUUUCCGAACGACAAAGAAAGACAAGCGCCUCAUCAAACACUCCAGCUUUGUGUCAAAAAUCGAGAAGAACUCCGGCAAGACGAAUAAGCGACGCAGAGCGUCCAGAAAACUUGUUGCCAACCUCGAAUCGCUAGCUGAUGCUUUGCCCGAUGCUGAGACCGACACGAACAGCUCUGGGCAAGUCAACAUCAUCAAACAGAAAACUUUGAAACACCGACCUGGUGCUCAGAAGCGCAAGGAAAAAAUCGAGAAACUGGAGCGAGAACGGUUUGUGAAAAAUAUGGCGCAGAUGUCGAGUAUCUCUGCAAUGACUACAUCGAACUCGCAGCCGGUGGCUGCGGAGUCAGUAUCAAGUCGAUGGGCCGCGUUACGGGGCUUUAUAUCUCAGACUAUGGAACAGCAGCCUGCGUUCAAGACGAAUAAGUGA
Aspergillus nidulans FGSC A4 is the source of this 568-nucleotide messenger RNA. RefSeq names its product FAM207/SLX9 family protein. The record is from RefSeq and is a predicted model, not a curated record. Bases 50 to 568 code for a protein of 172 amino acids. Gene Ontology annotation, cellular component: nucleolus; preribosome, small subunit precursor; 90S preribosome. The transcript is spliced from 2 exons. Gene Ontology annotation, biological process: maturation of SSU-rRNA from tricistronic rRNA transcript (SSU-rRNA, 5.8S rRNA, LSU-rRNA). Lineage: Eukaryota; Fungi; Ascomycota; Eurotiomycetes; Eurotiales; Aspergillaceae.